GGUCCAGGGGAAGAGGAAAGGAUGUGACUACAGCCUCUCUGUCGCGUGCCUCAUCGGCCCUUUAAUCGGUCCGCCGUUUGUUUGUGUCCCUCCUGCCUUUUACCGUCGAAAUGGAGCUCGGUGGAAAUUAGCAGGCGUGUACCCCUUCGAGUCCUCACCCUUCCCGUUGGAGAAUGAUCCACCGGCAGGUUAUUUUAUCCCAGAACUUGUACCAGAAUCGGUUCCUGGGGCUGGCGGCCAUGGCCUCCCCGACCCGCAGCAGCCAGACCCGCCAGCGCUGCAAGGAUGCGGUUCGUCACAGCUACGGCCCGGACACCUACACCGUCAAUGGUCUGAACCAGGAGGCCUUCAUGCUGGGGCUGUCGCGCUCCACCAGCGACACCGAUCUGGUCUCCCCGGACGCUCGCUCCACCCUCACCAUCAGCUCCUCCCACUACACUAUAGGUCAGUCUGAAGACCUGGUGAUCACAUGGGACAUCAAGGAGGAGGUGGAUGCUGGAGACUGGAUUGGCAUGUACCUUAUUGAUGAGGCUUUGUCUGAGAACUUUCUGGACUACAAGAACCGAGGCAUCAAUGGAUCUCACAAGGGACAGAUCGUUUGGAAAAUUGACUCCAGCGCAAACUUCAGUGACUCUGAGACGCAGGUCUGCUUCAGGUACUACCACGGUGUCACCGGAGCGCUGAGGGCAACCACACCCAGCAUAACUAUAAAGAAAGGCCCUGCACCUGUAUUAAAGCCAGUGGUUAGUCCUGAAGUCAACCAUGGACUGGGCAACAGGAGACUCAUUAACUUUUCCCUGUCAGACCUCCAGGCAGUUGGUUUGAAGAAGGGGAUGUUCUUCAACCCUGACCCCUACCUGAAGCUUUCCAUCCAGCCUGGAAAGCACAGCAUCUUCCCCUCGCUGCCACACCACGGCCAGGAGAAGCGCUCCGGAGUGGUCUGCAACACAGUCAACCCACAGUGGAGCACCGAGAGGUUCAACUUCGUGUCUCUCCCCACGGACGUCCUGGAGAUCGAGGUGAAGGAUAAGUUUGCCAAGAGUCGGCCGAUCAUCAAGCGUUUCCUGGGGAAGCUCUCUGUCCCUGUCCAGAGGCUGCUGGAAAAACACGCCAUUGGGGAUCGGGUGGUGAGUUAUUCGCUGGGUCGCAGGUUGCCAACAGAUCAUGUCUGCGGCCAGCUGCAAUUCCGCUUUGAGCUGACCUCUUCUAUUCACCCAGAUGAUGAGGAGAUCUCCCUGGUCAUAGAGUCAGCCUGUCCUGAGGGGGGAAAUGCAGCAAAUGACAACCAUGUUGAUGAAGACACACUUAGUGUGGGACCUGACAUGCCUGACCUCCCCCUGGAUGUCCCUCCUGACCCUGAGACCUCUGUGCCCUCAGCCUCCACAGCGGAAGCAUCCACACCUGAGGAGGUCCGUCCUGCUGAGACAGAGGAGGCUGAGGUGACACCAGAGGUGGAGCAAGAAACUGUGGAGGAGGAGAGCACAGUGAGGGAGGAGCCCCCGUCUGUGGAGCCACAGGUUGAGCAGGAGGAGGGGGCCUCGGCUGAGCAGCAGGAGGGGAGCAGUGGAGAGGUGGGAGAGGAGGGAGGAGAGGAGAGGCAGCAGGAUGAAGGAGAGGGGGAGCAGAGAGCAGAGUCUGCACCACCAGCUGAGGAGGAGACGACAGCAGAAGAAAAGGAGGAUGGGGAGGAAACAUGGCCACAGCCAGACUCUGACAAUCCUGUAGCAGUAACAGUAAACAGUGGGGCUGCUACUAUGGAGGCCCCCACAGAGGGAGACACCACGUCCCAGGAGGCCCCUGUGGAACCAGCUGAAGGGGCCCCACAGGAGGUGACACAGGGAGAGGAAAGAAACUGUGUCCCCUGCACCUGCCCAUCCAUCUUCUCAAACUACAACUCCCACGCUCCCUCGCGCCGCAAAAACCGCCCCUGCUCCCUUCCCGUGUCGGAGCUGGAGACGGUGAUCGCGUCGGCCUGCGGUGAACCGGAGACGCCUCGGUCCCACUACAUCCGGAUCCACCACCUCCUCCACAGCCUCCCCUCGGCCCAGCACAGAGCUCCCAGCCAGGAGGACGAGGAGGAGACAGGGGAGGGAGAGAACACAAGCACCACACAAGAUACCAACUCCACAUCACCAACGCUUAAAUCCUCGAAAGAUCAGGACGUGCAGGAGGACGAGGACGAGGAGGAUACAACCCAGUCCCCCUCUCAGGUCCCAGAGUGUCCAGGCCCCUGCUGCCGUCGCUCCCUACCCCGCAGCCUCUCCAUUGAGCGCCUCUCUGAGCUGAACCAGCUCCUGGAGGGUGAGGGAGGAGGAGGAGGACACACAGUGGUCAGGAGGAUCUCUCCGUCCUGCCUGGAGAGCGAGGAGGGGGAUUCCAGUAACGGAGGAGGGAGAAGAGUCGGCGGGAGCACCCACAGACAUCCCGGUGAGAACGAGUGCGAGUUCUGCGACACCUCCUGCUACAGCACUUCCUGCUACAGCACUUCCUGUUACAGCACGUCGUGCUACAGCAACUCGGGCUACGAGGGGAGGAGCCGCUUCUGCAGCCACACACGCCUCUCCUCGGUGGACAGCAACAGGCUCUCCGGCAGCACUGUGUUCUCCUCGCAGGACGAAGAUGAAGAUGAGGAGAGCGCCUUCGAGUCGGUGCCUGACGCCGGCCACACGCCAGAGGGCCAGGAGGUGGGCGGGGCAGGAGGAGAGAGGAGGACGGGGAGAUGGAAGGAGGCCAGGAGAGGAGAGCAGGGGGAACCAGCUGUAGCGGGGCCCAGCGACAGAAACAACAUCGGCUCAGGCUUCUCCCCUCCUGUUGGCAAUCUUCCAGUCCUGCGACCCAGCCAUGACCUAAACCAUUCUCCUGCUGCCACUGACCAAGCCUUACCUCCAAACUGGGAGGCUCGCAUCGACAGCCACGGCAGAGUUUUCUAUGUGGACCACGUCAACCGGACCACGACCUGGCAGAGACCGAACCACGGGGGCAAGUGUAACCAUGGCAUCCCUCGGUCAGGAUCCACACAGCAGAUGGAACAACUCAACAGAAGGUACCAGAACAUCCAGAGGACCAUGGCCACAGAGGAGGACGGAGGGAGCCCCAGGUUGGAGCGGAGCAGCAGCACAGAGACCGAUCCUGAUUCUGCCCCGCCAGGCCCCGCCUCUCCUGUCAAUCACCAGAAGGUCAGCAAUCUCCUUCAGUCACCUGCCGUCAAGUUCAUCACACACCCAGAGUUCUUCACUGUGUUGCACAGUAACUAUGCAGCCUACCGGAUGUUCACCAGCAGCAGUUGCGUGAAACACAUGAUCCUGAAGGUGCGUCGCGAUGCCAGGAACUUUGAGCGCUACCAACAUAAUCGGGACCUGGUGGUUUUCCUUAACAAGUUCGCAGACACUCAGCUAGAGCUGCCGAGAGGCUGGGAGAUCAAGACCGACCCCCAGGGCAAGUCCUUCUUUGUGGACCACAACAGUCGAGCCACCACCUUCAUCGACCCUCGCAUCCCUCUGCAGAACGGCCGGCUGCCUGGCCACCUCGCCCACAGACAACAUCUGCAGAGACUACGCAGCUACAGCGCUGGAGAGGCCUCUGAUGUGUCCAGGAGUCGGGGGGCGUCUCUGAUGGCCCGGCCUGGAAACAGCCUGGUAGCCGCCAUACGAAGCCAGCACAACAACUCACAGCUGACCGCUCCAUCGUACAAUGACAAGAUCGUGGCGUUCCUCCGACAGCCAAACAUAUUUGACAUGUUGCAGGAGCGACAGCCCAGCCUUAGCAGAAACCAUGCACUGAGGGAGAAGAUCCACUAUAUUCGGACAGAAGGAACUCAGGGGGUGGAGAAGUUGUCAUGUGAUGCAGACCUCGUCAUCCUGUUAAGCUUAUUUGAAGAGGAGAUCAUGUCUUAUGUUCCGCCUCACCCCAUCCACCCCGGCUUCAGCUUCUCUCCUCGCUGUUCCCCCGCCUCCUCACCGCAGAACUCUCCUGGCCUGCAGAGAGCCAGAGCUCCAGCUCCUUACCGCAGAGACUUUGAAGCCAAACUAAGAAACUUCUACAGGAAAUUAGAAGCCAAGGGCUACGGGCAGGGACCUGGAAAGAUCAAGUUGCUGAUCAGGAGAGAACACUUGCUGGAGGGAACCUUCAACCAGGUGAUGGCGUACUCCCGCAAAGAGCUGCAGAGGAACAAACUCUACGUCACUUUCCUGGGAGAGGAGGGAUUGGACUACAGUGGUCCAUCCAGAGAGUUCUUCUUCCUCUUGUCUCAGGAGCUGUUUAAUCCGUACUACGGCCUGUUUGAAUACUCCGCCAACGAUACAUACACCGUUCAAAUCAGCCCCAUGUCAGCGUUUGUUGAGAACCAUCUGGAAUGGUUCCGUUUCAGUGGUCGUAUCCUGGGCCUGGCUCUGAUCCAUCAGUACCUGCUGGAUGCUUUCUUCACCAGACCCUUCUACAAGGCGCUGCUCAGACUGCCGACAGACCUGUCUGACCUGGAGUAUCUGGACGAGGAGUUCCACCAGUCUCUGCAGUGGAUGAAAGACAACGACAUCACUGACAUCCUGGACCUCACCUUCACCGUCAAUGAGGAGGUCUUUGGCCAGGUGACAGAGCGGGAGCUGAAGUCGGGCGGCGCCAACCUCCAGGUGACUGAGAAGAACAAGAAGGAUUAUAUCGAGCGAAUGGCCAAGUGGAGGGUGGAGAGAGGAGUGGUGCAGCAGACAGAGGCGCUGGUCAGAGGCUUCUACGAGGUGGUCGACUCCAGGCUGGUGUCUGUGUUUGACGCGCGGGAGCUGGAGCUAGUUAUCGCUGGUACAGUUGAGAUCGACCUCAGUGACUGGAGGACCAACACCGAGUACAGAGGAGGUUACCAUGAUGGUCACAUAGUGAUGCGGUGGUUCUGGGCCGCCGUGGAGCGCUUCAACAACGAGCAGCGUCUCCGCCUGCUGCAGUUUGUCACCGGGACGUCCAGCGUGCCCUACGAAGGCUUCGCUGCACUGCGGGGAUCCAACGGCCUGCGACGAUUCUGCAUCGAGAAGUGGGGCAAAGUUACAUCACUACCCAGGGCUCACACCUGUUUUAACCGUCUGGACCUGCCUCCGUACCCUUCAUACACCAUGCUGUAUGAGAAACUGCUGAUCGCGGUGGAGGAAACCAGCACGUUCGGCCUGGAGUGAGACAGACGAGACAGACAAAUCAACACUGCGUCCCUCUCCAUGUGACACUGAGUGGGUUAAAAUGCGGGGGGGAAACAAAGCAGCUCCUGUGGGCUUAACUCGUCGUAAAGAUACCUGGAUUGUACUCGACAAAGUUUUUGGUCAUGUGGAUGUACGUCACUGUUACGGUACUGUGUGUUAGAGUCUCUCACCUAGCUACGAGGAUCUUUGUGACUGCACCCAGCACUUCGUACACCACAGCAGGACUAUGGUUAUUUUUGUUGUAAUCAUAAAGACUGGAGAACAAGUAACACUACAACAGAUAUAUAGAUCAAUCAGAGUUGCACGUACCAAAAUGAUCAUCCAUCCGAUGAUGAAAAAAUACAGUUAUAGAAGAUUCUGAAAACAAGGCCUUUACGUAAAGUCUAACACAUUAUUAUGAUCGCUAAAUACUUGAGAUCUUAUUGGAAUUUAUCUUUAAAUUUAUGCUUACACCUGGGUUGAAACUUUAAAGUCACAGAAAGGAUUUUAAUGACAAGAGUGAGGCAUGAUAAAACCUACAGUGUGCUCAUAUACUGUAAAGACGAAGAAUCAAGUCAGACAGAAAGCUAAGAGAAAUAUAGACAGAGACUACGACUGCACAAAUAAUGCAAACAGUGCACAUACACGACAAAGCUUCAGGUUUGCCUAAAUGAAAAUUGUUCAGUUCAGAUGAAUCUAUAAAUAACGGCUUUAACAAAGUUAAAGGUUGCAGAUUUUAAAAAGCUCCUCAGAUGGUCGCAAACUCUGUUAGCCCCGGUGCCAAAGGUACAAUCAUGACUGGUUUCUAAUCUGGAGAGCCUACUUCAUUGUGAUCAUUAGGUAUUUUACCUCCAGUAGGAACCUGCCUGAGGAUCUGAGACUGGGAUCUGGUACAUAAAUAAUUAAAGAAAUGCAAUGUAGCUUUGUGCCAGACACCAGCCAUUUAAAGGCUUCAGGGGUGAUCAGUUGAACCUUACAAUCACGUCUAAAACUGUAACUAAUGUAAAGAUGCUUGAAUUAUAAAUAUAUAUAUAUAUAUACAUAUAUAUUGUCUGUUUGCUCCAGUUAGAGCUGCAGAACCAACAGGAGCCUGAAGGAUGGAUGACAUUUUUAGACCACUUAGCUUUUGGGUUGAAGUUCAAGAAAUCAUGACAAAAGAGGGCGAUGAAGGAUUCCUGCACUUUGCAAGGUGAUUGCAAAGAGCUGCUAAGGUAACCAGGAUCUCUACGUUUUAUCAGCAGAAACAGCCAAAUGUGAAGGCAAAAUAUAUGCAGAUGAUUUAUUAAGUGCAGGUAGAGCCCUGUAAAAUUAUAAGAAAAUAGAGCCUAAAUCUGAGCCCUGAGGAACUAUGAGGAUUUCAAUGACUUACUGGGCGUAAAGGAGCUGGAACACUGAAGGGAUACAUCCAUGUCAAUAAUACUGAAGCCAACCACACACAUUGUCUUGUUAUACUCUCAGAUAACUAUAGCAAUUAUGUUUCCUUUUCAAGCAAUGUCAAUGUCUUCAACAAGCUCUCUGUGAUGAGCAGAGACACGAGAGAAGUGCUGAAAGUCUUUCUUUUGCUAAGGAAUAGGAAAGGUCUGACAGUGGAAAGAGGAAUGUAGGGAUACUUCAUUAACAGUUGGCCUGUGGUAUAAUUCAGAUACAGACCACUGACAGCAAAUCCAGGUAAAGGGUGUGGUAUAUCCCCUUCAAGUGUCAGCAACUGCUACAAUACUUUAUCCAGUUCGGAUACUCAAGAAGUAUUGUAUCGUCCAGGAAGGCCUACAUCCAGACCUGCGCCAUCCUAUUCUCUGUCUCCGUCUGGUUCAGUCCAAAGUGAGGACAGUAGCUGGACGCAGACUUUUCAUGUUCUCCUCUGGAUGGACAGCGGUGUUACUGACAAAGAACUCCCGACAGUCUCUCCAAGCUUUCUUGCUCUGCCGUGCUUUCAAAGGCAGAGACAAUGAUGUCACGUCUCCUCUAUCAAAGUAGCCAUCAAUGCCAACUCAAGGGCUCCUGGGAUUCCUUCUGUGGAGACUGAGGGGGGAUCAUGGUGACCAGGCAAACAGGAAGUUCGUUACUCCUCGAUGACAAAGAAUGCACACAUGGAAACUGUCUCCAGCUGACUGAAGGGGACGUUCUAUGAAUACUUUCAGCCCGAGCAGUACUUCACCUUUAGUGAUCCUGCUGUUUGAAUGGGAGAAGCUUGUACCCUUAUUCAAGUCCUCCACUGGUGAACUCGUUCUCUCUGACUGUGUACCUCCACCGUGGUGUUGCUCUGUGUACGGAGCAGGUACUCCACCAUGUCAAACCUUUACUGUCUCAGACAAUGUGACUGGUGCAAAGCAGCAUGUAGGUCUCCAAGGGCCUGGGAUCAUUGGAUCGGCUCCCUGAACCGGUCUGUCCCUUGUGGUAUAUACUUGUAAUGUGUACAGUGGCCCUUGGACAAACCAGUGUAAUAUAUGCAAUAGUUAAGACCUUUACUCCAAUGUGUUCCACAGUCUACCAUGUUCUCUCAGACAAUGACUGACCGCAGUGUACCCUCAGCAUUCCCAGCCCCUUGUCUACAUCUGUAGUCCGGUAAUGGAACUGUGCCUCAGUUACUUACUGCCUCAUAAGUGGCCCAUGGGGUUAUGGCGCUUUGUGGUUAGUACUUGAGCCUGACAUAAGGAAAGUCCUGAGUUCAGAUAUUUGCCUUGGUUCUUUUUGAAAACACUUUGCAUGCUCUCCCAGUGUUUGUGUGGGUUUCCUCUCACGCUUUCAACACAGGUCAGGUUCAUUGGAGACUCUGAUAGCCCAUUUACACUUCGCCACCUCAUGCGUCUUGGGCAGUUAGCUAUCUGAUAUCAAACACGCCAAGUAUAAAUGCAACCAAGAAGCACUAAAGCUGGAUUGAGGUCCGACACAUUUUAGCCAGGUGUUGAAAAGGUAUAGAAGCGUUCAUCUCUCAAAGCCGCAGACAUUAUCUUCACUUCUCCCAGGUGUAGCCACAUAGUUUGUCACUGCAACCAUUGGAUGAUCUGUUUGAUUAAAGGGGAACUCCACUAAUCUUAUACAACAGAGAGUUUCCAUGUUUUGGGGAUGUCUGCUGUUUAGGUGGGGGAAAAAGCUCUAUAAAGCCCUCUAGUGUCUCCAGAGUGUCUGAUAAAUGUCCUAAAAUGAUGUCACUUGAGUCAGGGUAGGGUAUGAAGUUUGAAUAUAAAAACUUGGGGUGUGGGCUGGGCAUUGGCUGGGUAAAUUACGAUACCAGUAACCUUCAAGUGAUACCAAUAUACCAAUCGUGUACUUCAUUCAAGAAUGCAAUUCAAGGUGCAAGAAUGAGGACAAGGAGUUAGCAUUUUUGCACUUCAGGUUCCCUCGUCUUGAAGUCAAUGGGUUUUUUUAAAUGAGUUUCUGGUUAGGUGCCUGAAAUAAGGUCUGUGGUUAGCACAAGCUUAAGAGACUUUCUCAUUUCUACGGCAUAAGAUACGUCACUAUGCCUCAGAUGGGUUCCUGCUGACCCACUUGUACCCCUUGUCUUUGCUUUCAAGUGGCUAAAUGAGACUACAGGACGUCAUCACGCCGAACCUGGCUCUACAGCCUAGUUGUGGUGGUGACGUUGAAGUCAUGCGACCAUGGUGUAUUUUGUUCAAAGGGUAAAUGGACUUGCGCCUUUUGAGUCUUCCAACCACUCAAAGCCUUUUUACACUCCAUGUUAAAUUCAUUCAUCCACACACGGCUGCUACUCAGUUAACCAUUUACAUGCACUUACAAGCAAUUUGGGCAAUUUGGGGUUCAGCCAAAGGAUAUUUCAACAUGCCGGGAUGGAAUCGCCAGUCUUCCACUCAGUGAACGACCCACUGUACCUCUUGAGCCACCGCCCCUCGCCCCAGUGGCGCUUAUAGCCUAACAUUAUCUUUUUACUUCCAGCGAUUACAUUUACAAUUCAAAAAAUAUAACUCUGUGACGAUUAUCUCGGUGAACAAAACAUGUGAGUAUCGUAAACGUUUGUUUGCCACAGACCUUUUUUCUGCAGUAAUCCAAAAUCCAGUUGAAAAAUCCUGAUGGCUUUUUGACGAGGGAACUAGACUGAUGUCAACUUCCGGGUUGGCCUCCACAAAAAUGUCAGCGCCGCUCUACUUUAAAAGAGCUUUGGUUGCCCAACCCUAACCACACUUGAACCAUUGUCAAUUUUCCAUGAUGACAAUCCAUACCAUGGCUGCCAUGUGCAGAUGUUGUUAAUUUGGCAGAUUGUUGCCAUUGGAUGUUAAAAAAAGCAUAAUCAUUGAACUUUAUCUGGGGUUCACAGGAUCGUCCGAUAUCCGUUCUUAUCUGGCGUUAGGGUUUAGAUAUGGUACCCUUGACACAGUUGGUGUACAGAGGGUUAAACGCAUUUGUCUGUUAGCUUUGAGAGAGAUUGACAACAAUAUCCUUCCCUGUUUUUCACCCAAUGCAUGCUGGGAUAGGCUCCAGCCCCUGGCCUUGAACAGGACUAAGUAGUAGUCUAAGUAGGUCUAAGAUGCGACCUUCGAAGUGUUGCACACACGUCCACAGGAUUCGGCCACAGCUGAACUUUUGACCGCCGUUAACCAUCAGCAGCCUGUCGGAUUUCAUGACACAAUCUGGUACUAAUUUCUGCAACAACAGUUGAAUUCGUAAAACUUCUCUUAUUUUCAUUUGAAAGUCCUAAAUGGUGCUUUAUCUGAUUUAUUUGCUGGCUACAGAAUUUUUCACUUUGGGGCACAGAAUUACAGGAUUUUGCUGAUUAGUUCUUGCAGACCUUUAGACCUCUACGUAUAUGAUUAGUCUAAGUAAAUUUAAGAAUGAUUAGAAUUAGAUAACCGUCCUACUCUCCUGUUAAACUCACUGUACAGGCAGUCAGAUCAGAAGUACUUUAGUCAUCCUCGGCGAGGCCUUACCCACGCACCUCGACGACCAAGAGGACAAGGCUGUGAUUAUGUUGCAUCUUCCCUGUAUUUUUUUUUCUACAAUCUUUUGUACUGUUAUUUAUACUGUAUUGUAUUUAUAAGUGAGGGGAAGUCCUGAAGCUUUCCUCAAACGUUUUGUUUGUUUGCAGUUUUUUGAUGAUACGAUAAGAAGCAUCAGUCAAAGAGUAUGCCUUCACUUUGAAGCCUUUGCGUUUUGAUAUGUGUGUCUUUUCUAUUAUCUCUAAAGCUGGCCGGUUUUCUGUCACUCGGUGUAGGAAAUGUGCUGCGGUGGAGCUCGGUUCUGUUUCCAUGUAUAUUUCUCUUUCUGUUCACCACUUCCUCCGGUGGCGUCGUCAGGUUAUGUCAGGAUUUUUCUUCCACGUCAUGGAUAUCUCACUGUGUCAUAAAUUUCUGAGCCGCAUGAAUCCAGCAAGUGCUUCAGGCAGUUUACCGCAACAAAUGACAUGCAUUAAAAAACACAAAUUUCUGUAUGUAAUUUGUUGAAAAUGUAAAGACUGUAUGGAGGUCUUCGUUUUAUUGGUUGGAUAUUUUGAAUACAUACAUUGUAGAUCUUAAACACGUAGUUCUGGAAAAGAAAUGGUUCACAACACUCCCAUAAUAAACUGAUAUAAGAGUUCAUCAACAACAGCUAUUAUAGAAAUAUUUCCAUAAGCUUUUGGGGAAGUAAAGAAUCAUGGGACGUCUACAGAAAGGUAAGGUGGUGGAAAAUUGUAGCAGCUGUCUGGUGUUUGUGUUUUUUAAGCUAUUUAUUUUCAUUUUUAAAAAGAAGGGAAUUUAAUUUAACAAAGGGACUAUGUGAAUGACUGGAUGGACACUGAAGCAUGCAUAUUUUUUUGUUUUGUUUCUGUGUGUGUGGGUUACACACACGCUGUAAUGUACAUAAUGUUGAAAGGUUCAGUUCUGAUCUGUCUGAGAACGGGUUGCUAAAUACUCAGGCUGUGCUAUCGCUCCACCACACCAUACAACUGUUUAUGAAUCUCAAUAAAAAGUUCACUUUGUUACUUC
This is a messenger RNA of Epinephelus moara (kelp grouper), 11071 nucleotides long. RefSeq names its product E3 ubiquitin-protein ligase HECW1. The coding region runs from base 174 to 5156 and encodes 1660 amino acids. Gene Ontology annotation, biological process: regulation of dendrite morphogenesis. Gene Ontology annotation, molecular function: protein binding; ubiquitin-protein transferase activity. The transcript is spliced from 30 exons. Lineage: Eukaryota; Metazoa; Chordata; Actinopteri; Perciformes; Serranidae. The record is from RefSeq and is a predicted model, not a curated record.